Gadus chalcogrammus (walleye pollock) is the source of this 1908-nucleotide messenger RNA. Its product is annotated as transketolase-like. Lineage: Eukaryota; Metazoa; Chordata; Actinopteri; Gadiformes; Gadidae. Gene Ontology annotation, molecular function: transketolase activity; thiamine pyrophosphate binding. The coding region runs from base 22 to 1908 and encodes 628 amino acids. Gene Ontology annotation, cellular component: endoplasmic reticulum membrane; extracellular exosome. Gene Ontology annotation, biological process: pentose-phosphate shunt, non-oxidative branch; ribose phosphate biosynthetic process. The transcript is spliced from 14 exons. The record is from RefSeq and is a predicted model, not a curated record.
GAACUUUUUCAGUUUGCCUUCAUGGAGGACUACCACAAGCCAGACCAGCAGACCGUCCAGGCUCUGAGAAACAUCGCUAUCCGCCUCAGGAUCAACUCCAUCAAGGCCACCACUGCGGCUGGCACUGGGUACCCCACGUCAUGCUGCAGCGUGGCGGAGAUCAUGUCGGUGCUGUUCUUCCACACCAUGAAGUACCGCCCGGAGGACCCCCGCUACAUCAACAACGACCGCUUCAUCCUGUCCAAGGGCCACGCCGCCCCAGCCUUGUACUCCAUGUGGACGGAGACCGGCUUCAUCAAGGAGAGCGAGCUUCUGACCCUGUGCCAGGUGGACUCUGCUCUGGAGAGCCACCCUACUCCUAGGCAGCAGUUUGUGGAUGUUGCCACAGGAUCUUUGGGGCAGGGCCUUGGAGUGGCCUGCGGAAUGGCUUACACAGCAAAGUACUUUGACAAAGCCAGCUAUAAUGUGUACUGCCUGCUGGGGGACGGUGAGCUGUCAGAGGGCUCGGUGUGGGAGGCCAUGUCCUUCGCCUCAUACUACCAGCUGGACAACCUGGUGGCUAUCCUGGACAUCAACCGGCUGGGCCAGAGUGAGCCCGCCCCCCUGCAACACCACCUGGACAAAUAUCAGAAGCGCUGCGAAGCUUUUGGGUGGCACACCAUCAUCGUGGACGGCCACAGUGUGGAGGAGCUGUGCAAGGCGCUGAGCCAGGCACGCCACCAGCCCACUGCCAUCCUGGCCAAGACGGUCAAAGGCAAAGGCAUCCCAGCUGCGGAGGACAAGAUGGGCUGGCACGCCAAGCCGCUGUCCAAGGACAUGGCGGAGGUGGUGGUGAAGGAGCUGCAGAGCCGCCUGGUGAACAGCAGCAAGCGGCUGUACCCGGCGGCCCCCACCGAGGACUCGCCUCCCGUCAGCCUGAGGAACGUGCGCAUGCCCAGCGCCCCCGGCUACAAGGCCGGCGAGAAGGUGUCCACCCGUAAGGCGUACGGGACGGCCAUCGCCAAGCUGGGCCGCUACAACGAGCGCGUGGUGGCGCUGGACGGAGACACCAACAACCUCACCUACUCGGAGAUCUUCAAGAACGAGCACCCCAACCGCUUUGUCGAGUGCUACAUCGCCCAGCAGAACAUGGUCAGUGUUGCCAUGGGCUGUGCGGCCCGGGACCGUAACAUUGUGUUCGCCAGCACCCUGGCCUCCUUCUUCACCAGGGCCUACGACCAGCUUCGCAUGGCCGCCAUCUCAGAGAGCAACAUCAACCUGUGUGGCUCACACUGCGGCGUCUCUACUGGAGAGGAUGGCCCAUCCCAGAUGGGACUUGAGGAUAUGUCCAUGUUCAGGGCUCUCCCCACAGCCACCGUGUUCUACCCCAGUGACGCUGUGUCCACUGAGAAGGCAGUGGAGUUAGCUGCCAUCACUAAGGGUGUCUGCUACAUCCGAACCAGCCGUCCAGAGAAUCCCAUCAUUUACAACAGCAAUGAGGACUUCCAUGUUGGACAGUCCAAGGUGGUGUACCAGAGCAAGGACGACCAGGUCACUGUGGUGGCUGCUGGGGUCACCCUGCAUGAAGCACUGGCUGCAGCCGAACACCUGAAGAAAGAGAGGAUCUAUGUCAGGGUGAUCGACCCCUUCACCAUCAAACCCCUGGACUCCAAAACCAUCAUCGACCACACCCGCGCCACCAAGGGCCGCAUUAUCACCGUGGAGGACCACUACUACGAAGGGGGUCUCGGCGAGGCCGUGGCCGCAGCGGUGGUCAACGAGUCCAACUUCAGCCUGCAGCGCCUGGCGGUGUCCCACACCCCCCGCAGCGGCAAGCCCCACGAGCUGCUCAAGCUCUACGGCAUCGACCGCGACGCCAUCGUCCUGGCCAUCCGCAAGAUGCUGAACAACUCUGCCAACGCCAAGUAA